This is a messenger RNA of Drosophila obscura, 2708 nucleotides long. RefSeq lists its product as uncharacterized. Lineage: Eukaryota; Metazoa; Arthropoda; Insecta; Diptera; Drosophilidae. Bases 237 to 2564 code for a protein of 775 amino acids. Gene Ontology annotation, biological process: calcium-ion regulated exocytosis; regulation of dopamine secretion; cellular response to calcium ion. The transcript has 6 exons. Gene Ontology annotation, molecular function: calcium-dependent phospholipid binding; phosphatidylserine binding; calcium ion binding. The record is from RefSeq and is a predicted model, not a curated record.
UUGCACAAACGGUUCAGCGAGAAUGUUUAGCAUAUUGCUUCCUCGCUGCUGCUGGUGCUCCCCCUUCGUGUGAUUCCAGUUAUUGUUAAAAGUGUUAAAUUCCUCAAGCAGUACAAUGAUGAAUAACUGUUAAUGAUAGUGUGUGCCUGUGCCGUGCCUGUCACUGUGUAUAAGCGAAAGCCAAGCUAAAAGGAAACUCAGGAAAUGACCAGCGACUGGUAGAGGGGAGAGCCAGCAUGGAUGGGGUACCGUCCCUGACAAUGACCUUCACCAGCCUGGCUCUGCUGCUCCUGGUGCUGAUCACGGGCCUGCUGUUUGCCUGCCACUGCCUGGGGCACCGGGCGGCCAGCUGGAUGCGGAUGCGCUCCAGCAAGGAGGAAAAGAUCGGCCUCUCCCAUCACAAGCACAAGCUCUUCCAUGCCAACGGCUAUAUGGCCAGUAUCCAAUCGGGCUCCGAGUUCCUGCUGAGCACCAGCGGCAGCUUCAAGCGCUUCGACACCAUCGACAAGGACGACCACAAUCGCUCCCAGCAUCUGCUGUUGCUGAACGGCGGAAACGGUGGUGCUGGCGCCGGAACGGCCACUACAGGGGCCUCCUCCACAUUGGAGGCCACCACGCCGCUGUGGAACUUGCCCCAAGGGGAUGUUGGCAUUCCGCCGCAACCACUGCGCCCGGCUCCUGCCCCGAAUAGCGCCGGACCCAGCAGCAAGACCGUGACGUUUUCCUUUAGCCAAGUCAACGAGCUAGCCUCUCCCACAGCCGACGGCGGCUCGGAGCCGGAUCGCCGCUCCUGUUUGCGUUCGCCCCUCCGCCACAGCGGUGGUGCAGGCGGAACUGUGGUGCCACAGCCACUGGAAGCACCGCCGCCGCCGCGACUCACAACCUCCGCCUCCGUCAACCUGUCGGCCACUGCCAUUCCACGUCCAAUUGCGAAGCGGCAGGUGUCCCUGCAGCAGGGCAUCAACCGGAGCGGCGAGGUUGCGGUCGGAGGCCCACUGACGGCGCAGGUGCAGCAAGUGGAGCCCCAGUUGGAGGCGGAGGUGGAGAGACGCACGCCGGCGUUAAAGCGCCGUAACUCUAGCACAAAUCCCUUCCUCUGCGAGUCCAUUGAGCACGUGCCGCCAGUCCCAACUGAAGCUCCAGCACCUACUUCCACUCCAACGCCCGCGGCAGCUGCAUCUGCACCACCCAUGCAGCCCAUGACGCAGCCCCAGCACAACGGGAAUCCCUUCGCGGAGUCGCAGAGUCUGUCCAGUCGGCUGCUCAAGUUCCACAAUACAACGAAUCCCUUCACGGGUCUGGGGCAGCGCGUCAAGGGCCCCCACAUGCUGCAGAAAACCAUCUCCGAGGACUAUCUCUUCCGGAAGCUGGGCAUGAACGGGCCCCUGGCCAAUGGCAAUGGCCAUGGCCAGGCCAACGGUAACGCAAACGGAAAUGGCACUUGGAGCUUUGGCCGCUCUCUGAUGCGACAGGACUCGACCCUCAGUCUGGGCCUGGGCAGGCGCAACAGCUCGCAGAUGUCGCUGGACGCGAGCUCGGCAUCGGGAUCGCUGGAGGGCAUUAACCUGGAGCGGGCCAUCUCCUGCGAUUCGGUCAACUCGGACUCCACCCUCUUUCUGGACCAGCUGGAUCAACCCUACACCCAGAUCACCGGAUAUCUGUGCAUUGGCCUGCACUACGACAAAAACAGCAUCAGCAACGAGGGCAUGGAGCUGACUGUGAGCGUGCUGGAGGCCAAGGGUCUCAUUUGUCCCUUCAGCGUGGAGUCGUUGGAUACGUUUGUGCGGAUCUAUCUGGUGCCCGAUCACCCUGGCGCCAUGCAGACCAAAGUGGUCGACUCCACGCUAACGCCCAGCUACAACGAGAGCUUCAGCUUCUGGCUGCAGAAGAAGCAGGUGCGCCACUCGCUCUGGUUCCAUCUGUACCACAAUGGGCCUGCCCACACGCUAAUUGGGGAGGCGGAGAUGGAGAUUGGAGAGCUGCCGCGGCCCAUCACCACCUGGAUACCGCUGUCGGACUCCAGGAAGUGCAACGCCCGCUGGGGCGAGCUGAUGUUCUCGCUGAGCUACCUGCCCACGGCAGAGCGACUGACCAUUGUGGUGGUGAAGGCGCGCAACCUGAAGCUGGAUGUGGAGCAGCCCAGCGCGGACAUUGUGCAGAAUGUCUUCGUAAAGGUUUACCUGAUGAACAACGAGAAGAAGGUGCUGAAGAAGCGCACCUCGCUGAAGCGCAAGGAUCGCUGCCCCAUCUUUAACGAGUCGAUGAUCUUCAGUGUGCCACCGCAGAGCCUGACCACGGCCCAAUUGCGUCUCACCGUGUUCGGCGUGACCACCGAGGGCGGUAUUCUGCCGCUGGGCCAUGUCAUUACCGGCAGCUGUGCGGUCGGCAAGGGACUGCGCCACUGGCAUCAGAUGCUCUCCUCGCUGCGCAAACCUGUUGCCAUGUGGCAUGUCCUCCGUCGGGCCGUCAAUCAGCCGAUUUUCACGGGCGGCGCCGAGGCCGUGGUGGCCGCCAUGCAGAGCACUCUGCAACGGGCCAGCGCCAAGCGGAACAGCAUCGUUUAGGGCACAGCAUCGGUGCCCUCUGAUCUGAUCGGAUCGGAUGGGAUCGGAUUGUAUGGGCUGGGAUAGAUUUCUCGCUCGACCGCUGAUGUGCGCUGAGGCAUUAAAUUUAGCGUAUUUAGUUGGAAAACCCUUCUCUCCCCCCCC